Mercurialis annua (annual mercury) is the source of this 1964-nucleotide messenger RNA. Its product is annotated as nuclear poly(A) polymerase 1-like. Gene Ontology annotation, cellular component: nucleus. The coding region runs from base 30 to 1889 and encodes 619 amino acids. Gene Ontology annotation, molecular function: poly(A) RNA polymerase activity; RNA binding. The record is from RefSeq and is a predicted model, not a curated record. The transcript has a single exon. Lineage: Eukaryota; Viridiplantae; Streptophyta; Magnoliopsida; Malpighiales; Euphorbiaceae.
CCAAGAAAGAAAGAAAACCAUUUGCUAAAAUGGUGAGCCCUGGAAGUAACAAGCAGAAGCAACAGCACCGAUUCGGCAUUACAGAACCAAUAUCUUUUGGCGGCCCUACUGAGUACGAUGUGAUCAAGACGCGUGAGAUCGAAAAGCUUCUGCAAGAUGCCGGAUUGUACGAGACUCAGGAGGAGGCUGUGAGAAGAGAGGAAGUGCUUGGCAGAAUUGACCAGAUUGUGAAGCGUUGGGUCAAAGUAGUCAGCCGCAAGAAAGGGUUAAAUGAGCAGUUAGUGCAAGAAGCAAACGCCAAGAUUUUCACCUUCGGUUCUUAUCGAUUAGGGGUGCAUGGCCCCGGUGCAGAUAUCGACAUUCUUUGCGUGGGGCCUAGACAUGCGACGCGAGAAGAAGAUUUUUUCGGUGAGCUACAUGGAAUGCUUUCUGAGAUGCCUGAAGUCACAGAGUUGCAUCCUGUUCCUGAUGCGUAUGUUCCAGUGAUGAAAUUCAAGUUUCUGGACGUUUCUGUGGAUCUUCUUUAUGCAAGAUUGUCCCUUUCGGUGAUUCCUGAAGAUUUGGAUAUUUCGCAGGACUUUGUACUACACAACACGGAUGAACAAACUGUUCGUAGUCUUAAUGGUAGUAGAGUUACAGACCAUAUUUUACGAUUGCUGCCUAAUAUUCAGAAUUUCCGCACAACAUUGCGAUGCAUGAAAUAUUGGGCAAAGCGACGCGGUGUUUAUUCAAAUGUGUCAGGGUUUCUAGGUGGUAUAAACUGGGCGUUACUUGUCGCACGCAUAUGCCAGCUAUUUCCCAAUGCACUGCCCAGUAUGCUAGUCUCCCGGUUUUUCAGGGUGUAUACGCAGUGGCGUUGGCCGAAUCCAGUCAUGCUCUGUGCAAUUGAAGAAGGAUCUCUUGGUGUUCCAGUUUGGGAUCCUAGAAGAAAUCCAAAGGACAAGAAUCAUUUGAUGCCUAUCAUCACUCCUGCUUAUCCUUCCAUGAAUUCUAGCUACAAUGUGUCGCACAGCACCUUGCGCAUCAUGUCAGAAGAGUUCCAAAGGGGGAAUGAUAUAUGUGAGGCUAUGGAGGCAAGUAAGGCGGAUUGGGAUAAUCUAUUCGAGCCUGUCGCGUUCUUUGAAGCAUACAAGAAUUACCUGCAGAUAGAUAUUGGUGCACAAAAUGAAGAUGAUUUAAGAAAGUGGAAAGGCUGGGUUGAAUCUCGUCUUCGUCAGCUUGUCUUAAGGAUUGAGAGACACACAUAUAAUGAGCUUCAAUGCCAUCCAUACCCUGGCGAAUUUGCAGACAAAUCUAGGCCUCUACAUUGUUCGUAUUUUAUGGGUUUGCAGCGUAAACAAGGAGCUCAUGCAAAUGAAGGGGUACCGUUUGAUAUCAGGCUAACUAUUGAGGAAUUUAAAUAUGUUGUCAAUAUGUAUACCUCGUGGAUGCCUGGAAUGGAGAUCUAUGUAAGUCACGUAAAGCGACGAAGUAUUCCUAGUUUUGUUUUUCCAAGUGGUAUCCGUCCUUCAAAAGAAACUUGGGACAGCAGACGAAGUUUAGCAGAAAAACUAGCUGAAGGUAAAGGAUUUUCAGAUGGAUCGGGUGAAGGAAGGAAGAGAAAGCAGACUGACGAAAAUGUAGGAAAUCUGAAGAAAAUGUGUGACAGUUCAAUGGAAUCUUCACUGCCAAAUACUACAAGUUUUACGAAACCAUCAAAUGCACCAGUGAUCUCCAACAGUGGAGCUGCUGCAUUCACUUCCUUAUGUCCUAAUGUUGGCUUGGAGGAGCUUGAGUCUGUUGAACUCGCGGCACCAAUUUCUAUUCGGAUUCCAUCUGUGGCUCAGCGAAAGCCACUUAUCAGGUUGAGCUUCACCUCACUAGGUAGAGCCAAUGUCAGAUGCAGCUAGAAGGGACAGAGUGUAAGCUGGAAGAAAGCUGGCGCCUCAACAUGAGCAUUCUCUAGAUUUUUAAAUAUAGAUUUU